AUGAGCGGCAGCGUUUUUUCCGAGACCCUGCAGCAGAUCACUGACACAAAGCUCGACGAGCUCUCCAAAAAGCGCGCUGCCUUUGAAGAGGACAAGGCAUCGGCACUCUCAUCCAUAAAAUCUCAGUCAGACCCCAUCGAACGACUGGUCCUUCUAAGUGAUGGGGUCAAGAAGUCGUUCGGCAUCAAGCUAGACGGGAAUGCCAAGGUCACCACAGGCCUGACGAGGCACCCCCGCCUCGAGGUACAGCUCAAGAACCUCGACCGCUUCCUCGCACAGGCCCGUCAAGAUCCAUCAGUGUCUACCAAGACUCUCUCAGAUUGGGAGAAGGAUCUUCUGCGCCAUCUUGAGGUCCAGUCGCUCAAGUACCAGUAUGCCUCUCUCUAUGGACAGUUGGUAACCGAAUGGCUUUCGGGUGACCAAAAGAGCACAGCAGAGAAAAGCGAGGACACUGAGAUGGGCGACGCAUUUGAGGAUGAAUGGGAAAGCAAGGCCUUCGAGCCGGCCCACGUCGACGUCGGCUUACUCAACAAGUACCUCGAGAGCGUCUUCGGGCUUUCCUCCUCGGCUCGCGGCGAAGAUCGAAACAAGAAAUUGCAGGCUCUUCAAAAACUGCGAGAAGCAGUCCAAGCCUUCGAGGUCGAGAUUUCUCGCCCUGGCCAGCUGGACCGGUACAGCCUCGUGUGGACCAUCCGAGGCCUGAUGGCUUCCGACUUGUUGACCAACGAGAAACGCGAGGUCCUCAAGGACUUCUUGGGAAAUCACGUCAUCUUGUCUGAAAUCUCCGAUGUCCUCAACCUGCGCCUGGCCGCCCUUGGGUCAUGGAAAUGGGGCUCUGAUGGUGUCCCCGUUGAACAGCACCGCAAGAUAAGCGGGGUAUUCGCCGUCCAGAUGCACGAAGACCUUCUUCAGAGCAUCUUCCUUCAAUACAUCGGUGUCAAGUGGUCUGUCUUCUUCAGAGAUGCGUUUGUCUCGUUCCGAAAGGAGGACAGCGCCUGGGCUUCUCUCUACAAAGAAAUACCAGAGCUGGACAAGAAGCGACUGGAGUACUAUCUUGGACGAGUACCCCGUCGCCGCAGUCUGCAAAAAGAGCGUCAAAAGAUACACAGCAGCGACUACUUCGUCGCGAAGCUAUUGAAACGCGUGGACGACGUUAAGGAGAUGGCGGACGGAGAGGUGGAAGCCGAGUAUGAGGAAGUCUCAACCCAGUACAGGACGAUGUACAAGCGAAGAAAGGUUGGUGCUAGGUCAGCCAGGAGAGCGAGGGCUUGCCCGAGCCUAAGAGCAGACUUCAGCGCCUUUGAGGCCGAUGAUUAUGAAGCGAGUUCCCCCGUUGCUGAUGGUCUAGAGUCCGAUGUAGAUGAAGACGACGAGCACAAUUCUCCGGGGCAAGGAAAAACACUCAUGCAGCUGAAACAGCAGGUCGUUCACCUCAUUUCCACUGAGGUUGCUAUCAACACGAGGCUGCAUGGCGAGCUCACGGCAUUCCAUGCUGUAUUUGAGGACUGGGAGUCGCUCCUGCCGCAUGAGACGAUCUGCACUGUCCUGCGCUUCCUCGGGGUCUCGCAGCACUGGCUUGGAUUCUUCGAGCAGUAUCUCCAGGCUCCGCUCCGGUUCAUUGACGAGGACCAGGCUUCUUCCAAAGUCCGGCGCCGUGGUGUUCCCUCCUCACACGCGCUCAGUGACGUCUUGGGCGAGACUGUUCUAUUCUGCCUGGACUUGGCAGUCAAUCAGGCAGCUUCUGGCCAGCCCUUGUGGCGGUACGGUGAUGACCUGUGGUUCUGGUCCCCCAAUCACAACACAGGUGUCGACGCCUGGAAGGCCGUUGAGCGCUUCACCGACGCGACCGGCACUUCUGUCAACGAUAGAAAGACUGGCACUGUUCGCAUAUCCAAGGAUAAAAGUUCUCAGCUCAGCAUCGACCAAAGACUUCCUGAAGGAGAUAUUCGGUGGGGCUUUCUUUUCCUGUCGCCCCAGACGGGGCGAUUCGAGAUUGACCACAAGAUGGUCGACUCGCACAUUGACGAACUCCGGAAGCAGCUCAACGACAAGAGCAGCAUCUUUAGCUUCAUCCAGACCUGGAAUGCAUUCGCGGCCAAGUUCUUCUCCUCGAACUUUGGGAAGUCUGCAAACUGUUUCGGACGCCAACACGUCGACGACAUGCUCGCGACGCACAAGCGCAUCCAGCAGCAGAUAUUCUCCUCCGGCUCCGGCGCGGGCGGGAUGGGCAAGUCCUCCAGCAUCAUUGACCACCUGAGGAAGACGAUCCAGCAGCGCUUCGGCAUUGCCGAUGUCCCCGACGGCUACUUCUACUUCCCGGUGGCGCUGGGCGGGCUAGACCUCCAGUCUCCCUUUAUACCACUGCUCCAGAUCCGGGACUCGGUGCUCGAGUCGCAGGACAAGCUCUUCGAGCAAAUGCUCGAGGCGGAGAAGGAAGCCUACAACCGCUUCAAGCACCAGUUCGAACGUAGCAAGGUCCACCGGCUCCGGGACGGCGAGCUGGGCGCGUGGCAGCCCGAGCUGAAGCAAGACCGGGACAACUUCUUCCAUGCUGCCGAGUUCGUGGGCCACCGCGAGGACCUGGGCGUGAUUCCUGACGAGCACGCACCCCAGGAUCUUCUGUGGGUGUUCCAGCAGCUCAUGGCGCAGCCGACCGAGGAAAGCAUCGACCACGUCAGCGAGCUCGAGACGGCGCUCGGGGAGGUUCCCGCGGGCGGACAGGCCAUCAAGCCUAUCUGGCAUGACAUGGACGCGACCUGGCGCUGGAUCACGGCCAUGUACGGGCCGGAGAUUAUCGAGCGAUUUGGCGGGCUGAGUAUUGUCGACCCAGGAUUGUUGCCCAUGGGCAUGGUUGGACUUUUGAGGGAGAAGCGAGUCACAUGGCAGGGUUAG
Diaporthe batatas is the source of this 2892-nucleotide messenger RNA. RefSeq lists its product as uncharacterized. The transcript has 2 exons. NCBI's taxonomy places the organism in Eukaryota, Fungi, Ascomycota, Sordariomycetes, Diaporthales, Diaporthaceae. The record is from RefSeq and is a predicted model, not a curated record. The coding region runs from base 1 to 2892 and encodes 963 amino acids.